This is a messenger RNA of Alternaria alternata, 1930 nucleotides long. RefSeq lists its product as hypothetical. The coding region runs from base 466 to 1698 and encodes 410 amino acids. The record is from RefSeq and is a predicted model, not a curated record. Lineage: Eukaryota; Fungi; Ascomycota; Dothideomycetes; Pleosporales; Pleosporaceae. The transcript has 3 exons.
UGUUGCCUUCCUCCGUACGUGUUGAUGUGUCUGAUCGUCUCGGCGUCUGCGUGCUCAACAGAGUGGAAUCGCGAUAGACCCAGCCGCUGGGCGAUGAUAAGACGCGCUGUCUCGGGGCUGACGGUGGGUCGAGCUGCAAGGACUGCGCAGUACAGCGAUGAGGCGACAAAGGCGCCGGAUAGCUUCAUGGUGGCGGUAGGGAUGGAGUUGAGGUAGUUCGGCGAUGAUGCAUCUGCAUCAUCGCCAUCCUGAGCUGCGCUGCGACCUAGACGGCACUAGCGUCGAACCCGCCUCACCUCCGCCCGCAACUAUACAACUCGUGGGGCGCCGGCCAACAGCAUUCACUUUGUUCUUCAUACACACUUCACGCGUAUUCUUUGUGUUUUUUUUUAAACCCCGAUUUAAAUGUCUCUCCACCUAGCUUCGAGCUCCUCAUAACAUUCGCUCCUCGCCUGCAUCACGCCAAUGUUCACGCCACUGGUCUUGCGGCGCAACUUCUCCCUCUCUAGUCGGUUAUCGCAUUCGCGCAUAAUUCGACAAGCGGCACGCGAUGGUCAUGGGACUGCCAUAAUACAGCGAGUGCGUAUACGGCGACCAUUCCUUAGCAAAUCACGUCUAGUCGGUGCUGUCGCCAUCGGAGUGGCCACGUACGGCCUCGGACAGUAUGUCGGAAUAACAGUCGAAGUGGAAGAGGUAAAAGAGGGGGAAAGGGCUUCCAGGCCUGGGCAAGAUGGGUGGACAACAGUUGGGCCUGAAGACGACGAGGACGAGGAUGAAGAGUACGACGACGCUUUACUAUUCCUGCCAACCGGACUCUCAAGACCACGACCGAAGCAAUUUUGGAAAGGCUCAGACCCCGAGUGGCAAGAGUUCAAGAAGAUCGCAACGGACCGCCCAAGGGUUGACAAGAUACGAAGAGAACUAGUCCUUAUCACACGCCAGACCUUCGCCCAGAGCCCCCCAUUUGUCGCCAAAGCCGGCAAAAUCGACUUACACAAAGGGAAAACGUGGGUUGAAUUCAGGUUCCCCGAUACCAUGCCGGACGAGUACGAGCGCCCUGGUAUCGAACUGACCGAAGACCUGGAGUGGCGAAGGGCAACCCGACCGGUCGAACCCUCGCAUCAUCUUCGCUUGGAAAGAGUAUUGUAUCCUAAAGAAGCAGCGAAAGCGCUCUACCAAGACACAACGAAGAAAGCCGGCAGGGCAUGGAAAGACUUUAAAAUCUACAUGGGGUGGUCGCAAGAAUCGCAAACAGAAGCUGUUCAGCAGCUCGUCAAGCGUAUAUCUGCGAACCCACAGUCAACUCUGAACAAAACGACGAGCAUAAACCCAGAACCCUUUUCGACAUCCGCGAAAGACACUCAACGACCAGGCACCACACCAUCAUCAGCAGCCCCCGUUGAUGGUCCAGCCAAGGACCUCAAUGGUAUUCUCCUUCCCGAUCCCAAAAAACUCAUGCUUGACCUGACACAAUUCCGCACCGACGUGCGCAAGGCCUCGAAUACCGCAACCACACCGAUGGUCAUUCCACGUGGUGGCUUCUGGGUGCUCGGUCUCAUUGAGAUUUAUGGCGAACGAGCAAAGCUGACGCUAAACGUUUAUGCCAUUUAUGAUCCUAAACAAGAACGUUAUGUCGGUAUGCGAGCCGUGCCGUUCAAUUUUACCGAACUGAGACAGCGUCCGAAAGGUGGACCGUAGGCAGGGAAAUUGGGAGGGAAGCGUGCAUUAUCCCCGGCGUCAAUGGCGUUUGCUGAGCGUUAGAUACCAUUGUACUGGGUGGCGUCUAUUUGGAAUACGUGAUCACGUUGAGCGGCAUUAUGAGUAUUUAGACUGUAUUGAGCGAUGCAAUUACAUUCGGGGCAUCUUUGCGAAUAGAUCUUUCCCUCUUCUCAAGUUCACAAUUGAUUCGAUCGAAGUGCUAAUUUUAAGA